AGAGCAUCAUCAUCAACAUUUUUUCUUCUCUUCUUCCCUGUUGAUUUCCACCUACCACCCUACUGGACUUGCGAAAAAUCAAAGCUUCUCUCAACCUUUCUAAGUGCUCUUCUCUCCUACCUUUUCCCUCCAUGCUUCUCCUGGAAUUCGUGGAUUACUUUUUACCAACACUUGAACCUAACAUGAUAUACAGCCGCUAACUGUAGCUUCCAUUGCAUUCCUGUCCUCAUCUCUUUACUUACUCUGGUUCUUUUUCCAGUUACCUCUGAGAUUCAUUUGUUCUAUCAGCAACUUCCUGAAUACUCCAAAGUUCAAAGGGAAGAUAUAGCCUGUUUUCAUCAUUUUUACCUGUUUUCCCCCUCUGCACCAAACCCCGUUUUCCUUGUGUUAUUUCCUACUUGCCAGAUCUUUGUUGGCAAUCAGCAUCGAGCAAAUCACAUUUCUAGUCAUGGAUUCUUUCAGUACAUCAUCCGGUUUCCGUUUCAACCCAAAUUCAAACACCAUUGAUGACACUGAUCGAGAUUCCGGGUUCUCGGGCAUUCUCGAAAUCUUUGUUCAUCAUGCAAGGAAUAUUCAUAACAUUUGUAUCUACGACAAGCAAGAUGUUUAUGCCAAGUUCUCUCUCACCUAUAACCCUGACGAUAUCCACUCAACCAGGAUCAUCGUUGGAGGUGGAAAGAAUCCCGAAUUCAACGAGAACCUGAUUAUGAAAGUCACUCAGAUCGACGCUGUCCUCAAAUGCGAGAUUUGGAUGCUUAGUAGGGCCAGAAACUACUUGGAAGACCAGCUUUUGGGCUUUGCUUUGGUCCCGAUUUCACAAGUUAUCGGCAAAGGAAAAAUCACACAAGAUUAUAGCUUGUCUUCCACUGAUCUUUUCCAUUCUCCAGCAGGAACUGUCAAAUUGAGUCUUUCUUUGAAGACAUCAAUGGCUCUCAAUUGUCAGUCAACGACAACCAACUCUUCGAUAUCGGCAGAAGUUGUAUUACUUGACCGGAAAGGAUCCGAAUCCCAAGUUAUUUUAGACCCAGUUGAGUAUUCCAGGAUAGAAUUUACCGACAUCAAUAUUGUUAGGGAGAAUAAGCAAAUGGUUUCACAGUACUUCGAUGGUUUGGAUUCAAGGCCAGGAAUUGGUUCAUUCCUUCAACUCGGUGCCUCUCAUCAGCAUGCCAUAGAUUACGAAAUGACGGUAAAUUCAUCUGAAGAAAUCCAUGGAGGAUCCGUUUCUCCCAACCGAAGCCUACAAAAUUCUGGGUUUUUGAGUUCAACAACAACAAGCCUAAGCGAUGAUCGCAACACAGCUGACUCGAAUGAAAAGAAGAGUCGUCUCGGUGGGGAGCCAUCGAAUUCUCUCAAUGCAUCUGCCACAAUUGAGGCUAAUCCCAGCCCUGGCGGUUGUCCCGAUACCCCUACUUCGAAGAAAGGAAGUGAAGUUGGAGACGAGAAAGAGCCGAAUUAUUCCAGCAAAGAAGUGUUUUCAGCUCCACUGGGGAACAUCAAUUUGGAGGCAGAACAAUCGGCAAUGCAGCAACAGAUAGUAGACAUGUACAUGAGGAGCAUGCAACAGUUUACUGAGUCUUUGGCUAAGAUGAAGCUUCCCAUGGAUCUUGACAAGCCUGUACAUGAACAUCGUGGUGAUUUGAUUCAAAACAAUAGCAAGAAAAUAGAGCAUGACAAGAAGAAAGAUGGGUCCAGGGUUUUUUAUGGUAGUCGGGCAUUCUUUUGAACCACAUAUUUCUGCAACUUUUAGCACACAUGAAAAAACCGAGAACUACUAGUUUUGACAUCCUCGGUGAAGAGUCUAGUUUUCUCUGUAAUUCACUUGUUGAUCCUUGAAUUGACUUAAAUGUUGAGUUUUGUAAUUUAUAAAUUGUAUCAUCAGGUGAAUAACCGAUGAAUUUGUCUGCA
Hibiscus syriacus is the source of this 1905-nucleotide messenger RNA. RefSeq lists its product as uncharacterized. NCBI's taxonomy places the organism in Eukaryota, Viridiplantae, Streptophyta, Magnoliopsida, Malvales, Malvaceae. The record is from RefSeq and is a predicted model, not a curated record. Bases 449 to 1723 code for a protein of 424 amino acids. The transcript has a single exon.